This is a messenger RNA of Nicotiana tabacum (common tobacco), 2438 nucleotides long. RefSeq names its product E3 ubiquitin-protein ligase AIRP2. The record is from RefSeq and is a predicted model, not a curated record. Gene Ontology annotation, molecular function: ubiquitin protein ligase activity; metal ion binding. NCBI's taxonomy places the organism in Eukaryota, Viridiplantae, Streptophyta, Magnoliopsida, Solanales, Solanaceae. Gene Ontology annotation, biological process: protein ubiquitination.
AAAUUACUAUCAGCUUGUGAAAUCUACUUCCUAUGAAGAUUCUUUAAAGGCAAUUGAGGCUGAUAUUCAGUAUGCCAAUUUGCUUUCAUUGUUCAAGGAAAGGAAAAUGGAAGAGCAAGUGGAGGAGAAAGUUAACCAGCUGUUUUCUUUCCUUGGUUUGAAUCAAGAUAAAAAUGUGGAGUAACUAAACUUUUGUUACUCUAUGGUAGUGAGCCCAAAAGAAAAAGGCUCCUCAUUUUUCUUUUUUCUUUUUCAAUGCACACCAAACAAAGGAGGCAAUUCUUUUUGGAAUUUCCCUCUUUCUUCCCCUUACUAACAUAAUAUAACGUUUAUAUAGCCGAAUUACUGGAAUGGACUAAUGAAUUUUUCAUUACCGGUCUGUAUGCUAGUUCCACAGAUAGCACUAUGACUAGCUGAAAUUUUGCAAUAGCUUCAAAUGAUUAUGUUAUAUGGUCCGAGAGGUGGUUUUGGUCAGUUAAAUAUCAGUUUUUAUUAAGUGCAGCGAUAUAAAACUUUAUCACAGUUAAAACUUUAUGAAUUCCUUAAUUGGCAAUAUUAGAAGUUCUCUCUUUAGUAAUUUUUGACAUAUCAAGUUCACAUAUAGUUGAAAAUUAAAUGAUGAGACAAUACAAUGAAAGAGUAAUCUGCAAUGCAAGAGUUAUUGAUGGUAAGGAAUAUUGUUGAACGCACUAAGUAGGUCUCAGAAUAGUACUUUUUGCUAUCUGUAUGAGAGUAUGAAAGUCUUUGUAUCUGCAAUCUUCAAUUUCCUUUCUGUUGUUUCAACUGUUCUGGGUUUAUAACGCUGAAUUUGCUGGUGAUUAUAUAGCCAAUUGCUAAAAUGUGUCGCUGGACAAAUUGUUGUUCUGGCUGCAGUCUUAAACAGCAAAGAUAACCUUUUUGUCACUCUAAAUUACGUGUUCCAGGGCAGCUUCUAUUCCAAGGUUCAAGAAUGGCACUUGUCUACAAAUGAAAUUGGUGUACAGUAACUUGGCACCGAUACUUUUGUUCUUGCUCCAGCGGAUGGAUUGCUCAUGCACAUGCUUACUUCCAAGUUAUUUCAAUCUCUUCCACAUAGUUGUAUACAAAGUUAUCCCCAAUAGCAAGAAGAAGAUUCCUUUAGAUGGGAGGAAAGCAAGCAUUAGAGAAUUCUAUGCGGUUCUAUUACCAUCUCUCCAGCGCUUACAUGAUAGCUCAUCAGAGCAGGAUAGUAGUCAAGACGAACAUCAAGUGUCAAAAACGAUCGUUGGGAAGAAAGUACAAGAGAAAAAGCAUUUCGAUGCUGAUCUAGAGAAAGAAGAUGAAUGUGGAAUCUGCUUAGAACUGUGCACCAAAAUAGUUUUGCCAAACUGCUAUCAUGCAAUGUGCAUUAAUUGCUAUCGUGACUGGAACUUAAGGUCCGAGUCCUGCCCAUUUUGCAGAGGAAACCUCAAAAGAGUGAACUCAGGAGACCUGUGGGUUCUCACGGGCAAUAGUGACAUUGUUGACCAGGAAACUCUUUCAAAUGAGGACAUGUUGCGUUUCUAUCUUUACAUAAACAGCCUGCCUAAAGAUACUCCAGAAGCCCUCUUCUUGGUUUACUAUGAAUAUUUGAUAUGAUUUAAGUUCUGAACUUAGACCUUUGACUAGAAGUUUAACAAUGCCGACCAAAACCUGUGGAUAGAGUCUGGUGAAGCCUUCUUUUUCUUUAAUUCAGCAAAGAAGCUGUUACCUCACUUUCAGCACUCUGAGAAGUACUAUUUGAUUUGUAAGCAUUUCAUCUUCUGUUAGUAGAGACGCUAAGAUACGGCCUGUGAUAUCUUUCAAGAGACAUGUCUUUUGCAAUUAAAGAGUCAGACAAAUGUAAAAACGUUUAUAAUGCUCGUGAAAAAAUCAUACCACAGUGAGGCAACAUGUUAGCUUGCAUUAGAAAGUAAGAAGAUGGAUUGACCAUUAUUCAGGCUCUUGCCUCUACAAUCUUAUCUGGUCUUUAUAUCCAUGUUCAACUUUCCCAUUUUGUGAGUGGUACUUUGAAAGCUAAAUUUCUUAGGCCUCGUCCAUGGAAAGGAGAUCAGCUUGUAAAAUGAGGUCCAAAGAUGCCCCAAAUAGUCAAGUCUUUUAACAUGCUAAAGGUCAAAGCAAUGGUUUCUUCUGUCAAGUAUUUGGAUGAAGCUGCUGAUCUCUUGGCCCAUGUUCUUCUGAUAUUUAAAACAGCAAAUACACUCAAUAACCUUGAAAAUGGAUGGUCUUGAUUUUUUGAUGCUUGCUUGCCCCAUGGGCAAACCUUUAAAUCAAAAGUCAAAAGUGUUGCCUAUGGGCAAGCGAGGGGCAACAUAUGUUAAACUUGAAAUUCUGCCCAUGGGAUAAGCGGGGUCAAAAGAUCAAUAGUGUGUCCUAUUUCUGUCAUUCACCCUGUCUUCUGUAGAGACUAAAAUUCAAAUCAAACUUUAUCUUUUGCUGUG